Messenger RNA from Gossypium raimondii (Peruvian cotton), 3569 nucleotides. Its product is annotated as alpha-aminoadipic semialdehyde synthase. Lineage: Eukaryota; Viridiplantae; Streptophyta; Magnoliopsida; Malvales; Malvaceae. The coding region runs from base 234 to 3392 and encodes 1052 amino acids. Gene Ontology annotation, molecular function: saccharopine dehydrogenase activity. The record is from RefSeq and is a predicted model, not a curated record. The transcript is spliced from 26 exons. Gene Ontology annotation, cellular component: cytoplasm.
CAUGCAUUAACAUAUCAUCAUUCAUUUAUUUAUACUAUAUUUUUCUGAUAAACUUCCUCCGCUCUGAAGCCUUUAAUCCGUAUUACGAUCUCUUCUUCUAUGAUUCCAGGGAGCUAGGUGGCAGCCGCCCAUCUAUUUUCACAACUAAACUUUUCCUUUCUUUCGACAAUUGUUUGAUCACCGCUUCAAUUUGGGUUCAUCUCAUCGUUUAAUUCUUCAUUUACAAGUUCAAGAUGCUUGGAAAUGGAGUUGUUGGGAUUCUUUCCGAGUCAUCAAAUAAAUGGGAAAGAAGGGUUCCUCUCACCCCAUCACAUUGUGCUCGACUUUUACACAGUGGGAGGGAGAAAACAGGUAUAGCUCGUAUAAUAGUGCAGCCAUCGACGAAGCGCAUCCAUCACGAUUCGCUCUACGAGGAUGUUGGUUGUCACAUUUCAGAUGACUUAUCAGAAUGUGGUCUUAUUUUGGGUAUCAAGCAACCAAAGUUAGACAUGAUUCUUCCUAAUAGAGCUUAUGCCUUCUUCUCACAUACUCACAAAGCUCAGAAGGAGAAUAUGCCAUUGUUAGAUAAGAUCCUCGCGGAGAGGGUAUCGUUGUAUGACUAUGAGCUUAUUGUUGGGGACAAUGGUAAAAGGUUACUUGCAUUUGGCAAAUAUGCUGGCAGAGCAGGAAUGAUCGAUUUCUUACGCGGAUUGGGACAGCGGUAUUUGAGUCUGGGAUAUUCAACACCAUUCCUGUCUCUGGGUGCAUCAUAUAUGUAUCCUUCCUUGGCUGCUGCAAAGGCUGCAGUGAUCACCGUGGGUGAAGAGAUAGCUUCUCAGGGACUGCCUUCAGGGAUAUGUCCUGUAGUCUUCGUAUUCACGGGUUCCGGAAAUGUUUCUGUUGGUGCUCAAGAGAUAUUUAAACUACUUCCUCAUGUUUUUGUUGAACCAAUCAGACUUCCAGAACUCUUUGGAAAGGGAAGGAAUGUUACAUCGAAGAGGGUCUUUCAAGUUUAUGGUUGUAUCGUGACUAGUCGCGACAUGGUCUCACACAAAGAUCCUUCAAAAACAUUUGAUAAAGCAGAUUAUUAUGCACAUCCAGAACAUUACAACCCCAUUUUCCAUGAAAAAAUAGCCCCAUAUGCAUCAGUAAUUGUGAAUUGCAUGUACUGGGAGAGAAGAUUUCCUAGAUUAUUGAGUACCAAGCAGAUUCAAGAACUAAACAAGAAAGGAUGUCCACUUGUUGGGAUCUCUGAUAUAACAUGUGACAUAGGGGGCUCAGUUGAGUUUGUUAAUCAAACCACAUCAAUAGACUCGCCUUUCUUCAGAUAUGAGCCAUUGACCGAUUCGUACCAUAAUGACAUGGAUGGUAAUGGCAUAAUAUGUUCAGCCGUUGAUAUUCUCCCAACUGAGUUUGCAAAAGAGGCAUCUCAACACUUUGGAGACAUUCUAUCGCAGUUCGUUGGGAGUUUAGCUUCUACAGCAGACUUCACAAAGUUGCCUGCACACCUCACCAGAGCUUGUAUAGUCCAUGGGGGAACACUUACUACCUUAUAUGAAUAUAUCCCUCGUAUGAGAAAGUCUGACACACUAGAUAUAUCAGAUAAUCAUACUAAUGGACACAUCAAUAACAAAAAGAAAUACAGUGUAUUGGUAUCACUGAGUGGGCACUUAUUUGAUCAGUUCCUAAUAAAUGAGGCAUUGGAUAUAAUAGAAGCAGCUGGUGGUUCCUUUCACUUGGUAAAGUGCCAAGUAGGCCAGAGUACCGAUGCCAUGUCCUACUCAGAGCUUGAGGUUGGUGCAGAUGAUGGGAAAGUUCUGAAUCAGAUCAUUGAUUCAUUGACAUCUAUAGCUAAUCCAACUGAAAAUCAUGGAACCCCAAGUCAACAACUGAAUAAGAUUUCCCUCAAAGUUGGUAAGCUCCAGGAGACUGGGAUGAAGAAAGACUCCGAAUCCGACCCCAAAAGGAAGAAGUCGGUGCUUAUACUCGGCGCCGGCCGUGUUUGUCAACCGGCUUGCGAGCUGUUAGCCUCAAUAGGAACCGCUUCUUCUUGCCAAUGGUAUAAAAGUUGCCUCCAAAAUGAUUCCGAAGAGCAGAUGGAUGUUCAUGUUAUUGUUGCAUCUCUAUACCUUAAGGAUGCAGAAGAGAUAAUUCAAGGUAUUCCGAAUACAACGGCAGUUGAGCUUGAUGUCACUGAUCAUAGAGCUCUCCAUCAGUAUAUUUCGCAGGUUGAGAUCGUUAUCAGUUUGUUGCCUGCUAGUUGCCAUGUUGCCAUAGCAGACGUGUGCGUCGAGCUUAAAAAACAUCUUGUCACAGCAAGCUAUGUCGAUGACUCCAUGUCAAUGAUGGAUGAAAAGGCCAAGAAUGCUGGCAUUACAAUUCUUGGUGAAAUGGGUUUGGACCCUGGAAUAGAUCAUAUGAUGGCAAUGAAGAUGAUAAACCAAGCGCAUCUCAAAAAGGGCAAAAUAAAGUCUUUCACUUCCUAUUGUGGAGGGAUCCCAUCUCCAGCAGCUGCAAAUAAUCCGUUGGCAUAUAAAUUCAGUUGGAAUCCUGCAGGAGCUAUUCGAGCAGGACGAAAUCCUGCCACGUACAAAUCUCAGGGUGAAACAGUACAUGUAAAUGGGGAUGACCUCUAUGAUUCGGCUGGGAGAUUUCGGAUACCUGAUCUUCCAGCUUUUGCAUUGGAGUGCCUUCCUAAUCGUAACUCGUUAACUUAUGGGGAUCUGUAUGGGAUCGGACAUGAAGCAUCCACAAUAUUCCGUGGAACUCUCCGCUAUGAAGGUUUUAGUGAGAUAAUGGCCACACUUGUAAGAAUUGGUAUAUUCAAUGCUGAAACUCAUCCACUUCUCAAACAUGAAGGUCGACCAACAUUUAGAAAUUUCCUUUGUGAGCUUCUGAAAAUUGAUACUAAAGACAUGAAUGAAGUUGUAGUUGGGGAAAAAAAGAUAGCCGAAAGGAUCCUGGAACUUGGACAUUGCAAGGAGCGAGGAGUUGCUGUAAAGGCUGCCAAAACGAUUGUGUUUUUGGGACUAAACGAACAGACAGGAAUCCCGGUUUCGUGCCAAAGCGCAUUUGCCGUAACAUGUCAUCGAAUGGAAGAAAGGCUAACAUACUCUAACACAGAACAGGAUAUGGUUUUGUUACACCAUGAAGUGGAAGUAGAUUUCCCUGAUAGCAAACAGACCGAGCGCCAUACCGCGACUUUACUGGAAUUCGGGAAGGCUAAGAAUGGAAAAGUGAUAUCUGCUAUGGCCCUUACUGUUGGCGUUCCAGUAGCAGUUGGAGCUCUGCUUUUAAUUGUAAACAAGAUCAAAACAAGAGGUGUAUUGAGGCCUAUUGUUCCUGAAGUUUAUCUACCAGCUUUGGAAAUUGUUCAAGACUAUGGUAUCAAACUGAUGGAGAAAACUGAGUGACCACCAUUUCUCAAGAUAUCUAUGAUUCAACCAGACAUCUCAAAGCAUAAAGUGCUUAUGUAAGUAUAUAAUGUGCGUACUCCAAUACGUAAAAAUGCAUAUAUAGUUUAUUUCGAGGGGCAUGUAAACAACAGAUGUUAUUUAAUAAAUGAAUAUAUAAACACUAUUUGAAUGCCA